Molecule: messenger RNA, 264 nt
Organism: Microthlaspi erraticum
Lineage: Eukaryota; Viridiplantae; Streptophyta; Magnoliopsida; Brassicales; Brassicaceae
Source: the annotation of a GenBank genome assembly
AUGGAGAGAGAGGGAAGAAGAGGAGAAGGAGUUUCUUAUUAUCUUUGGAUCCCUUUUAAGUUCAUUCACCAAACUCUCCGAUCUCUCUUACUCAAGCUUUUCGGUCUGCGAUCCCCUUCUCAUCAUACUUUUCCGGAAGAGGAGGAAGAAGAAGUAGAGGUUGUGGAAGUGUCGUCGAGGGGUCUUCCGGUGAAGCCAAAACUACUGAAGAAGUCGAAAGCCAGUUCCGGCAAGCCAGGAGGUAUCAACAAGAAGCCUGCCUAG